AUGAAAAAUGUGCAUCUCAUAUCCGUUAAACCUCGGGACCUGCCCAUCAUUUUCAAACAAGAAUGUCAUCUUUACUUCCAAAGGUGGGUACAUGUUGUUUGUGCCUUGUACGUUCCUGGGGUUGCAUUUUCUGAUGUUGCCAAGCUGAGAUGGGUUACGCUUUCUGAGAUGGCUCCAGCAAAGUGGGGAGCAAAGUCAUGCAGCUACUGUGAAGAUGAAAGGUUUAGCCAAACAGGAGUAGCUAUCAGCUGUGAUGCAGGAAUGUGUAGAAACUUCUUUCAUGUUACAUGUGGACAGAGAGAAGGAUUGUUAUCAGAGGCUUCAAUUGAUGAGGCGAUAGCAGACCCAUUCUACGCUUACUGCAAGCUUCAUGUUGAGAAGGGCAUCCGUCGUUACAAGCGUCAGAACUGGCUUGCUAUCCAAUCCAAUCAGAAGCAAGCAAGCUCAGUCAAUCAGCGUUUGGCUGCCCUGCCCGAUCGAGUACAUGCAAAAUUUCUCAGAUUCCAAGACCAGUACAAGGCUAUGAGAAGGUUGAAGCCAGAUCCUUGGAUACCCCCAGAGAAGGUUCCCCGGGCCCUGACCACCAGCGCGUCGGCCUGUAGGCGUCUCAUGCGGAAGGCAGAACUGAUGGGCUUUACUGUUGACAGCAUGAGGGCUGCUCAUGUGAGACACAAGAGUAGUCAGCAGGUCAGCAGAAAGUGGCAUAUCCCUCCAGCAUUCUCUGCAGAGUUUGUCAAUUACUGUAUUGAUCGAGAUGAGAGGAUGAAUACCUUUAAGUCUCGUCUCAAUGAUUUGAUGAAGCAGAAUGAGAAGCUUCAAUCUCUUGAAAGUCAGUUACGCACCAAGUAUGAUCGGCUUUCUGUGCAAGUAGCAGAGCUACGGUCUUCUCAAGCUGAGAGCCGUAGUGAUGUGGAAACCAUGUGGAAAACAUUGGGAACACUGGCAGGAAAGAAGUUGCAGCAACCUCAAGUCCUCAGCCUUCCACGAAUUCGAAAGACACCACCUAAGAGAGAAGAAAAAGAAGAGCUGAAAUCUCCAGGGGUUAUUCAUCUGUGUGGUAUUUGUGAACAGUCCCAUGACCAGCAUCUUUUAGUGCUAUGUGAUAUCUGCAAGAAAUACUACCACAUGGGAUGUUUGGACCCACCCCUGACACGCCUACCAAAGAAGAGUGCUUUCAGUGCCUGGCAAUGUUCAGAGUGUGUAAGCAGUAGCAGUGACGAAAGUGAGGGAGAAGAAAGUAAGGAAGUGGAAGAGGAGCCAAGACGCAAGAGACGUAUCAUCAAGGAGCCUCUCAAGUUUACCACUCAGUACACAGACUUCCCUACUAUCAAAAGGGUCACCAAACCAAAGGGAAAAGUAAAUAGCAGGACGGCAGCAAAAAGGAAACAACUCAACAUGGAUAAUAAUGAUGAUGUACAGCCUGAACCAACUCCAAAGGCAAGGAGCAAGUCAAGAUGAUGAACUUCUGAAGCAUACAAGUAAUAGUGGCAUAAUAAAGAAAGUGUUCAGUGGCAGCACCAGGGUAUUUUGUUAUGGGCAAUGAGAAGCCCCAGAGGUUAAUAUGAAGUAUUUGUUAAUAUCAAAUAUAGGGGUAUUGUAUUCUUACAUACAACAGAGCCAUGUGUUUCCCCAUACCUGUUGGACUUUGGCUCCGUAACACAGAUUAGCAAUCAAUCGAUAAAUGGCAAAAAGAGAGAGAGAGAAAUCCUUGGCUUUGAUUGGCUGAGAAGUCGUCAUUUUACUGUAGUAACCGUUUUUCUAUCGCAACUUACAGAAAUGGGUAUACUUUAUUGUAAUCCAAGUCCCUGACAUUGCCAACUUGUAGUAUUCAGUUAAAAGCUUCUUUUUAAUUUUGGUUAAUCCCCCUAAAAGUGUUGGCCACUCUUCAAAUUAUUUACAUUAUAAUUAUG
Messenger RNA from Lytechinus pictus (painted urchin), 1910 nucleotides. RefSeq names its product PHD finger protein 14-like. The record is from RefSeq and is a predicted model, not a curated record. Bases 1 to 1458 code for a protein of 485 amino acids. NCBI's taxonomy places the organism in Eukaryota, Metazoa, Echinodermata, Echinoidea, Temnopleuroida, Toxopneustidae. The transcript has 12 exons. Gene Ontology annotation, biological process: regulation of transcription by RNA polymerase II.